GCAGCCUCAUUAUAUAAAACCUACGGCACUCAUAGCUUUUUCUUUCUUUUGCCCCAGUGCUCAUUGACUCGCCCUCCUCCUCUCCGUAGAGUUAUCUGAGGCCAUCCAGGUCUUCAGAAACUCUCGGGAACGUACUGAGCACUGGGUGCGUUCGCAUUCACCUUACCACUCCCAGUUCUAUUCCCCCGAGAGUCCCCCAUCCGUCGCAAGUGACAUAGAUCUCGAAGACCGUGGCUCAGAGACUGGCAGCUCGCACUCUCUACCUCCGAAGAUGAUGUUGAAGUAUGGGGACGGACGAGACGUUCCUAUUUCGCACUGGCACUAUGAAAAUGGUGGCUCUCACAAAGGGAGCAGCCAUAGUUCCAGUUCUCGUCCCCAUCUUCAACAUAGCCAUCACCACCACCCCCAUGACCGCUCGAGGUCUGCGGCUGAUGCAUACCCUACGCGAGCUCCUCGCCACCCAGAGCACACUGGGUACCAUCACUCCUCAGCACGAAAUGCAUAUCAUGGAGUCCCUGAAGAUUUGGAACCUGAAGAAAUUCAAAUCCUUCCUUCUGACCCGCACGCCACUCCUUAUGACUCAAGAAACGAAAAGUAUCGGCCACGUAGAGCUUCAGAGCCUUACCGACCCGAACCCUUGCAAUCUCCACCGCACAAAAACGCAAUAGAAGUCCUGGCAACACCUUUGCCACGCUAUCUUCCAAGCCAUCACGGUGCUACUGCUCCACCAGUCACCUACUCUCAUUCGCAACCCAUUCCUCGACAAUACGAGCAGCAUCACCCCGCGCACUCGCAUUCGCGAAAUCGGCCUCCACCUUCGAUCGUAUAUGCACCCGGCUCUCACCACGCUACCGAUCAUUAUGCUCCACCAACAAUUGUAUAUGCCCCAACUAAGGCACCUGGCAUGACGUACACAGUGUCUGCGCCCACGGGUUCAGGGUUUCCGCAGUACCCCCGUAUCACUCCUGCCCCAUACCCCACCGUCCACAGUCAUCUCGCCUCUAUCCAUGAAGAGGCACGGUACGGGAUGAGAGCCCCCCUUUCAAGGGAAGAGCGCACAAGAGCGCCUUCCCCGAUAAGUGAGGCUGGCAGUUGCGACUCGGGCAGCACCUACUACGUCAUACCCACUCCUGGCCAGAAGGUGAAGGUCCUGCCCGGACCCGCACCUUCCCUCUACACGGCCACAUCGACCACUAAAACGCCAUCGUCUCCUAAAUCUGGCAGCACGGGAUUCAAGAAACCGUUUUUCAGCAGGCUUAUGAGCUUUGCGUCUGAUCUAUCAAAAGUAUCCAAAGCUCCGAAAUUCUCCUCAAAGACCAAGUUACAACGACGGCAUUCUCUAGACAUGUCUACGGGCGGUCAUACACGACAGCGGUCGUGACAUUUAUACUAUGGAUAAAUUCUAUGGAUACAUAUGUACUCGUAUGCGUUGCCCUCGCAUUGUACGACACUAACAGCACUGUAGCUUUAAUUUUACACUCAUUCUUCUUUUCCUUUUUUUUUUUUUGCUCUGGGCGUUUAUGAUCGUACCAUAACCUCAUUUCUCAUCAUCCGAUGCUCAUGUACCUCCUACAAUCCUUCUAGCAGGGUCGCAAUAACGAUACGUC
Suillus clintonianus is the source of this 1607-nucleotide messenger RNA. RefSeq lists its product as uncharacterized. The coding region runs from base 272 to 1381 and encodes 369 amino acids. Lineage: Eukaryota; Fungi; Basidiomycota; Agaricomycetes; Boletales; Suillaceae. The transcript has 4 exons. The record is from RefSeq and is a predicted model, not a curated record.